AAUGCUUUUAGUAACGGAAUCCUCCCACCACAACCAACCAUUCUCACAGAAUGCCAAGAUGCAAACACCACACUGCUGUUGCACUCCUUUGUCCUCUCAAUUCAAUGGCGCGACUUCGACUUUAGUGUUGUGGUGAAGAGUGGUCGAUGCACUGAUCUAAUGAUAGCAGGAUUGCGUCGGUGUGAACCACCAUGUCUAGUAGCAUCGGUUUGAGAGAUUUUAUCUUUGGCUUGCAAGGUGGUGGUGGUGGCGACGAAGAAACCGACAAAAGGAAGACUGACGAGAACAACGAAGAGACGGAUGGUUAUGAGUAUGAUGGAGAAGGAGGCCAAGGUGGCUAUUAUUAUGAUGAGGAUGAAGAUGAGAGUAGCGAUCAACCCAAGGUUGAAGCUCUAGCGGAAGAACGAGAAGAAGAGGUUCAAAAUUCAGCUUUGCUCCAGCUGUUGGCACCUGCUGAUGAUAGCGAUGAAGAAGACCAAGUCUUUGAUAAUGACGCCAAUGAGACAGCCACGUCUCUACUGGAUGCCUUGUAUAAAAAUCAGCAAUCUGCAAUCAAGACCGAAGCCGACGAUGAUGAAGACAACGCACAUGUUCCGACUCUCUUUGAGAAUCCAUUCUUGACUAGCAAGGUAUCCAAAGAAGACAACCAACAGAAAGAGUUUGACGCAUUCAAGCCUCGGCUUAUGCCAGGAGAACAUAAAGCAUUGGCAUAUCAAAUCAAUCAAGCCAAAAAGAAACGCUCUGCAGAAUGGGGGAAUAUUCAGCAAAACUUUAAGCGAAGAAGGUUCCAUUUUCGUGACGAGCCGGAUAUUGGGAAUGCCGUACUGCACCGAGCCAGAACAGUUCUGAGACACAAAUACAAGCAAAAGCGAUUGGGGGCAGAAGAGAAGAAGCUAACAGAAGAGGAUCAAUUACAGUACGAAAGAGAGGAGGAUCCAUCAUCCAACCACGUCAACAGCGACAACCAAAACGCACAGGCUCGCAAUCUUGUCGAUCAAUUCUACGAACGAAAGCAGAGUAUACCCGAUCUGGGACAAGGUGAUCCUGACAAAACCCAAGGCAACGACGACGAUCUUGUCAACAGUUCCGAUGAGGAGCAAGACAAUCUUCUGAAACGAUUAUCUCAGUCGCAGGGUGAAUUGCAGGAGAAGCGGGACACCCAAACAACGAUCUUGGACUUCAACAAGGAGAGGCAGCUCGAGGCCUUGAAAAAGGCCAAGAUUCCCGUCUCUGAAACCCUGGACGGAUACUGGAAUAAAGGUAUCAUGGCUCCCAAAGCCAAGGACUUGGAGUUUUCCUUCGGCAGAGAUGUGGCUCCCCAUGCUGUAUCCUCUCCGAGUAACCAUCGCCGACGCAAGAUACCAACGGCAACGACAAUCCAAACAGGAUCAAAGCUACAAUCCAGACCAGUGCUCUUGAGUAAAAACUACGACGGCAAGAGGUGGUCUGCUCAUCGUUCAGGCAGUGCAUUCUCGGAAUUCCCGUUGGACAACGCAGUGUCCAGCAGGAAGAGCACGUUUCUGCAUUAUCGACAAUUGGCAUGCAUGGCGUCAAGAUUCAUCGUGGCAAGCGCUGGACGCAUGUGGCGGCAUUCGCACGAAGAUAGAAUGUUGCGCCUCCUCUGGAGAUCACCCAUUGGGAAUCACAGAUACAGGCGACUGUUUCUACAUAUGAUACAAACCGAAGAAUACGCAAAGAACUUUGAGACCUUUCUCUUGCAUCGUUGGAAAGAUGCCAAGUCGCGAGCAAUUGUAGCCCGGCGGUUGGGGAUUCGACCGCUGCCAACAAGAGCGAUGCGCGGUGUGACGGAAGACGCUACUCUUGUGCAGUUGCAAGCACGGGCAGAGCGAGAACGAUUGAUCUUGCAAUAUGCGGAUGGCAAAAUGGAUGGUCCCCUCCCAUCACUUCACAAGGCGCAGGUUCCCAUCGUUCCUCCCAAUGUGGGUUACAUGUACAUUGCUGGCACCACACCUCCAAGUCCGAUGUUUCCCUUGGAUGAAACCAAUACACUUUUUGGGCCUAGUGACAGACAUCUAAACUUCCGACAUGUUUCUUUCGAUGACGCCACAUAUAAAGUCACGUUAUCGUCGUUGUUGAUGCGUCUGGGUAGAGCCCAACGAGAGCGACAGUUCGCAGAGCUAGCCUCAAAAAAGGAUGAUCGCAGCCACCUGCAGGAAUCUGAUGAUGAAAAUGUCAAGGAGCAACGCUACCAAACUUUGGAACGCAAGAUAUGCCAGCUACAAGAUCAGUUAUUUGUCCUUUUGGAUCGGGCGCCCGCCGUGGCUGCCGAGAAGAAUACUCAGAGACGACUGCUUUUGUACUAUCCUGGCAUUGAGAUUCAAAUGGUUCAGUUUUAUCGAUCGUUGAUGGGAUUCUGCAGCUUUGCUGCUAGUGGUAUCCCACAGCAACUCAAAGCAAACAGCAAUUAUGAUGACAACAAUGAUGCACAGCCAAAUCGGCCCGAGGCGACAGUGUUGAAAAUGGAUGAAGUGGCUCUCAAACUGCAUGACUUUCUGGCCCUUCACGUAACAAGUCCUGUACUACGGCUCUUUCCACGGAUACAUGUCACGUUUGCUUUGACUAGCAUUGCCAAGGUAUUACCUACUUCAGUGGCCGAAAUUCUGGCGCGCCCCUUGGACGACCACAGGCACAGGACACCAAUGGACAUCUUUCGCCUGAGCCUCGAGUACAUGGAGGAGAACGAUAUGAUAGUGGAAGAUCACAUAUCCGCAGAAUGGGAUGGCGAGGACAUCGAGAACCAGAUUAAUGUUGGGGAACUGGAGUAUUUGAUGAACAAGGCUGUGAUCAUGAUGAACGAGUGUGUCAGGAAGAACCCAGUUGAUUCCUUCCUACACGAAUGGCGUUUGGCGGUUCUAUGUGCUUCACUUCUGUUGUGUUCUGGCCACAGACUGGGCACGGAAGCUCUCCCGCUGCCGUCGUCUUCAUACUCGAAGCGUUCCACUGGUAAUGACUUCGACGUUUCUUUAAAGGAAGAUUCCACAGCAAUCUCGAAUCCUUGCCCCCGACAAACUCUGCAUCAAUUUGAGAAUGUGAAGCGCAAUAUCAAGGAGGCCCUACGACUAUUGACGCAGCUAGCAAUUCAGCAAGGGCAAUCUUCACGUGCUCACCUUUCCAUAUCCUCAUUUUGGGAAUGGAAGCAAGUCGCUGCGCUUGUUCUUGGUCGUUCCUGUUGGGAAACGAAAAGAUUAGAAGAUGUUCGCCGAAGCCACUUCUAUCACGCCGCGCAAUGGGCGCUUCAGAAUCCAUCGGAGACCGGUUUUUGCUUCCUAGAAGACUUGAGUCAGCCUCAAAGUUCGUGCUGCGAUCUUCGACUGAAGCGUUUGGCCGUUGCUUUAGAAGCUGAUCCAAACGGCAUCGGAAACUGGAGAGCGCUCACUCAAGCACUUGGCCCCCUUGGAUAUCGACGCUCGAGCGAUGUUCCAUCAGGCUGUUCUCCAGACACUUGCAAACAUUGUACUCUAUUGAGGGAGGGAUUCACAUGGGAUCAUCUCAGCCAGCAAUUGAGUAAAGUCUCGGGGGAAUGGUGGGGCACUGAUGCUGUUUCUUGGUGGUACCCGCACUAUCUCGUUACACACAUGCAAGUCCCUGAAAAAUGCAGGGACGAAACCAAACUGAAACAGCUCAAGAAUGUAUUGAUCAUCGGUCUGGUCGACACCGAGAAAUUGGAAGACAACCCUGCAGCACUAAUCAACCUGCUACCGAGUCUCACGUUGAGCACUAUGCAGCCGCCUGAUUUGGGUUGGUUCUGGGGCAGAGACAACAAGGACGACGACGGCAAUUCACCUGAACUACCUGAGAAUGAAAAUAGCAAGGUCCAUGAAUGUCUCCCCCAGUCGUUCGAAGAAACAGGACAGUCAGGUCUCGGUGACACUUCCAAUGCUGGAACAGCCACGUUGGACUUGGAAAUGGAAGCUGUCUAUUUGAAGUUAGUGAUCACAUGUCACCUCUUCGGUAUCUCGCACCGAGGAGCCGUCGAGUCGAUUGUCGAAUUGGCCCGACGAAGCGUGCAACGAAACAACAAGGUCAACACGAGCUGUGGCGAAUGGAAAUGCCUUUUGGAGCUGCGACGUGUUGGCCUUGACGUGAUCAAAGUUGUGGAGUAUUUCGCAGAGCUCGUUUUGGUGGAAAACAAGAAACCUUCAAAGGAAAAGAACAAGUCGUUGUUCAAGCCACGUUUCACUGAAGUCGAGAGGGAAGCUUUGAAGGAUCAGAUUGAGCGGUUUGGAUAUGGCAGAUGGUCGACCAUGUCGAGGGAAUGCGACGCGUUGAAAAGCAGGGAUCGUUAUUACAUCUACGAUAUGUACAAGUGGAUGUGCGAGCACGGGGAAAUUGAGGAUGUACGGCAGGAGCUCCCACUCAACCGGCGAGUAGCCAACGAAAAGAACGUGCAACAGGAAGGUGAUGAGGAGUCGGUGUGUUCCGCUGAUGCAGAUUCUCAGGAUGAUACUCUAGCAGAAGCCAUCGCCAGAAUUGCUCGCGAGGAAGGCUUACAAAACGAUGCAGAUUACCAUGUUAUCGUUCCCAAUGGUACCACCUUUGCUUGCUACGAAGACGGCUUUGCUGAGAUCUGAAACGGCACGAUUAUGCUUCUCCAGCGUCCAUGGCAAGGCAUGUUGCAAUGAUUCAGUCCUCCCAGAUUGGACGUUCGAUAACGCAGUCAAUGACAGCUUUCAGGAUGUGUGUUGGGCGACCAUGGAGCAACCAAAGUUACAUGUGCUUGGUGGACUCAGCAUUACCGUGCUCUAGAUGGUUUCCAGCAGAGUGCCAAGCUCUGGGAGGAGCAGGAAAAUGCAUUACACCACUACCCAAGCCAUUACACACAACAUGCAAGUACUAUUUUAUAAGGGCAUUCAACAAGCUACCCUUUUUGGUUACAUGAGCACUCAACAAGUUGCUCCUAGAUUGGUUGGUUGUUGUAGUUGUUUACAGUGUGCCUAACACACAUCAAAGCCAUGGCUGUUGUUGAGUUUGUCUAGUGAUGAGGGGUCAGGUUGUUGUAUUCAAUAUCACCCUUCUUCUUGCCCUUGGCAUGCCUCUUCCUCAUGACAAAGGAUUGAGCUACCCUUUUCUUCCUUUUCUCAGCCAAGUCAACAUGGCAGAACAAUGCACCAGACUCAAAGCUGGGGAAGGUAACAUUCAAAGUAGAGGGAUCAACUGGAAAUGGGAGGUCCAUGGUGAACUCUGAAAUGACAUCACCUCUGACAUCAAGAAUGGAUCUCACAUACUGCUGCAUGGCAUGGCGCCUCACAUUGGUAUCCUCUAGGUUUUCCUUUGUGUGUUGUUGAUAGAGAUAAUAGAACUCCCCAAUAUCCAAGAGGUCUUGGUGCCACUUCUCACUGAUAGUCAGCUUCUUG
Messenger RNA from Seminavis robusta, 5375 nucleotides. The record is from the annotation of a GenBank genome assembly. NCBI's taxonomy places the organism in Eukaryota, Bacillariophyta, Bacillariophyceae, Naviculales, Naviculaceae.